This is a messenger RNA of Spirometra erinaceieuropaei, 303 nucleotides long. The record is from the annotation of a GenBank genome assembly. Lineage: Eukaryota; Metazoa; Platyhelminthes; Cestoda; Diphyllobothriidea; Diphyllobothriidae.
AUGAUCUCAGAUCCUGUCACGACCUCAGAUCCUAUGAUGACCUCAGAUACUGCAACAUCCUCGGAUCCGGCGACGACCUCAGAUGCCGCAACAACCACAGAUCCUGCAACAACCUCAGAUCCUGCAACGACCUCAGAUCCUGCAACGACCUCAGAUCCUGUAACGACCUCAGAUCCUGCAACAGCUUUAGACCUUUCGACAACCUCGGAUCGCGUAACGACAUCGGAUCCUGCGACGACCUCGGAUUCCGAAACAAUCUCGGAUCCUGCGACGACCCUAGAUCCUGCAACAUCCUCUAUAUAA